This is a messenger RNA of Bipolaris oryzae ATCC 44560, 1329 nucleotides long. RefSeq lists its product as uncharacterized. Bases 1 to 1329 code for a protein of 442 amino acids. The transcript has 5 exons. The record is from RefSeq and is a predicted model, not a curated record. Lineage: Eukaryota; Fungi; Ascomycota; Dothideomycetes; Pleosporales; Pleosporaceae.
AUGAAGAGCUUUCGCAGUAAAGCGUCGCGUUUCUUCAGAGAAGGUGCAUCUUCAGAAGAGAAGGGGGCAACCAAAAACACCUCGCAGUUUGAGUUCGACGCUGGUACUGACAGCACUGCUACAAGAAAAGUGACGUGGCCCUUUCGCCGCAAAGAUGGUAAGGUAGACAAGCCGCAACCAGUUCUGCGGCUCAAUUCUUCGUCAUCAACUUUGCUCCCUCCAGCCAUACCACGCAUCAUUGCUCAUUACGACGAUUCCGACGACGAUGACACACAGGCAUUUCGUCGUUCGCCUGCUGCAUCCAACAAGAAGAAGAUGUAUCGCAAUGCGUUCAGUAUGUCCAAUCUCAAGAAGUCGUGUUCGAAUCUUGCGGCGUUGAAGAACAAUGGCUCCCGAAUCUUCAGCAGCCACAAGAAGCCCUACUCAACAUCUCCGCCACCACCACCCGUCCCUCAAAUUCCCAUCGACUUCACUAUCCCACUACCAACCCGUUACUCAGCUCAUCCACCUCCACCUCCACCUCCACCCCCUCCGCCACCACCACCACCAAUCCCAAAACGCAGCAGCAACCGCCCUCCACCCCCCAAGCUCAAAAAGGCAAAAAGCAGUACAGGUCCCAUCUCCCGCCCAACCCCCACAUCCCAAGACUCAGCCAUCUCACCUCUCCUCAACCACCUCGCCACCACCCCUUUCACACCGCGCAACAGGAGCCCCCCGCAACGCCCUCCACGCCCUAGCGAGGUAGCAAACGACACACUCAUGUACAUGCGCCACACCAACGCCCGGAUGGUUCUUCCCGUGCGUCCCCGUACAGGCACCACCGCAUCAUCCCAUCCAUCUCAGUCUACCUCCACUUUCCCAUCUACUUCAGCGUCCACUGCAACGUCCAAGUCAACUCCAUCAACAACGUCAACCACCUACCACACCAACGCCAACGCCAUCGCAUCCCGCCUCGGCAUCCCAACAGGCCACUCCACCCCCCUCACACCCUCCCUCGCUGCCCCCCUCGCCGCCCAAAUCCCACAACACCCUACUUUGCGCCUUCCAGUCUGCGUUACAGAUGGCAGCACGAGGUACAGUCGCUUCAGCGAGUUUGUCGCGGGUUGCGAACCGGCGGCUUACGCGCCAGCGCUGCGUGGUGGGUCAGCACCGGGUUACGAGCACCUUGGUGCGAGGCUUAGUACAGAUGCGCUGGUUGAAGUGUAUGCAAAGGACAAGGAAGACGAGUGGGUCCUUGAGAGACAGGUCAGUAAAGGAGAGAAAGGGGAGGCGGGCGGCAUGGUGUUUCGGGAUCGGAGGGGAGGAUUUCAUUUUGUCAAGAAUUUGUGA